This is a messenger RNA of Orussus abietinus, 4214 nucleotides long. RefSeq names its product protein Star (gene S). NCBI's taxonomy places the organism in Eukaryota, Metazoa, Arthropoda, Insecta, Hymenoptera, Orussidae. Bases 450 to 1394 code for a protein of 314 amino acids. The transcript has 7 exons. The record is from RefSeq and is a predicted model, not a curated record.
UCGGUCCGGAGCGCACUGGCGCGCUGGUUCGUGUCCGACGUAGAAAUGUCAGUUGGAGCCGGGCUCCUACGUGAGGCGGACGCUCUCGCCUCCUGCCCACGCGGCUGCGCCGACAACUUGGAAAGAGACCGCGCGCGCGCUCCUCCUUCUCGUGCUCGUUACUGUACGUCCUGGUAUAGUCGGGGUGCCCAUCGAGAUAACCGGUGCCGCACGUCGCGACGCCUUUGAGACGCCUCGCCGCACUCCGACGGCGCACAUCGAGCUCACCGGCGCGUCGAGAGAGGGCCUCGGGGGACGCGCGUCGCAGGAGGAGGAAGGAAGAUAGAGCGACGUCGCGGGGAAGGCGACAGACAAGGAUGACGCGACGCUCCGGUCCCUCGGACGCGGCUUGAGAGAGCAAGACGGACAGAUCCGCCAAGCUGGAUCCCAACAAGGACGGAAAGACGAAAAUGUCUCCUGCAGGGACACCGGCCGUCGUGGGGAUGCAGCCCCCUGGUCCGCCCCCAACGGGGGUGGCGAUCCCCACGAGUCACAAGAGGACCCGAUGGCGAAGAGUCGCACCCUAUUUGGCCUUCCUGGCCGCCUUUUCCACCGCCAUGGCUCUUCUUCUUGUCUGGAGCGAGGCCGCAGCCCUGAGGAGACAAGCCUUCGACGCUAACAUGACCCGAGACUACGUGCUUGACAGAGUCUCCAUGGACAAUCCCCAGCUGGUCGCAUACAUCCAAGAGGUCCAGCUGAAGUCGACCACUGGUCAAGAUCCUCUCAACGCCACCCAGACUCCGGAGGAGAAAUACGUGGCGACCCUGACCCAGGAAAAGAGGCAGGGAGUGUAUCUGGAAUACAUUAGCAGGGUAGGCGCAACAUCUACCACGACCUGGCUCGAGUCCAGCCUCAACUGGAGAGGAGUCCUAGCCCUGACGGACCCCAGGAGCUUCUUCGAGGCUCGUCGCAGCACCAGGAACCCCAGGACCAGGGUGCUUCACGCUUGCCUCAGCACAGACAGGGAUACCAAAGAGAUUACCUACCACCAAGAGACCGAGGUGCAAGUUACCAAACUAGGAGAAGGUCCUAACAGCCUCCUGACGUCCGACGAGAGUUUGCCGACGACGAGGCUGAAGUGCUUUCCUCUGUACAGUAUUCUGCUCGCUUACAACGUGACGACCUUGGAUUACCUGAGCCUGGACAGUCCAGACGCCCAGGACGGACAGGUCCUGGACACGAUACCCUGGGACAUCAUCAGGAUAUCCGUAUUGUCGAUCCGCUGGAGCUCGCACCACAGCGAGAUGGAGACGAAGAAUCUUAUCGACAAGCUGACGGACAGGCGGUACAAGCUGGUCCAGACCUCGGACACCGGGAAGCUGAUGUUCCUCUACAACAGGUUGCUGAAGAUCUAGCCCAGCUGAUUCUGGAUCGCUCCCUGAAGCUAGGGCAUCCAAAGGGAUCCGCCGAGUUGCAGGAGUUCGGCUUCUGCACGGCGGAUCGGUUUAUUUAUAAGGACUGUCGCGAAUGUCUGGGACGACGAUUCCUUCGCGGGUCUCGAGGACCUUGAAGAAUCUCCGCGAGGACUUUCAAUCUCUGGGAUGGAUCUUCGACAAUGUGCGAAAUGACCGAUGAUCUCUGUUUCAUUCUCUUGAUCCGACCGGAGGGACAAUUGCUCUUCGAGAUUCAGGACGAUCGGAGGUCCUUGAGGCCCGGACAUUCUCUGAGGUGGAAUCCUCGAAGGGGUUUUUUUAACAUCCACCGAAAUUAGGAAUCUCUGAACGGCUCUCUUUUCCGCCGUAAGGCUGGAAAUUAAUGUCAGGAUUAGACGUAACGUGACGUCAGGAUUAAAUAUUACGUCAAAGUGGAAGGUAUAACGUCAGGAUGAUACGCGACAACGUCAGGACAAAAUGUUGCGUCCUAUCAAUGACGUAUGUAAUGCAACGUCAUUACAAAGCGCCACGUGGUGUCGAUGACGGGAUGUAACGUAACCUUAAAGUCAUAAAUGCGAGGCGAUUAGGAGAUAAUCGUAGUUUCAAAGGAAAGGCAGAGAUUCGGGGAUCUCGAUUUUUGAGAAAAAGUUGAAUCCUAGGUGAGACUCACCUACGAUUUACCGAGAGAGGAGGAGAGAGAAAGAGAGAGAGCUCGGCUCGACCUCGGUGCAGCGCCUUAACUCGUACGAUAAGCUGGAGAGAUGUUAAGCCAAAUGAUAACGCGAUUUAAUUUCUUACGUGUUUUUACCGUAGGUUCCGUUUACUGCAAGGAGAUGGGGAGGGGACGUCGUUUUACGGAGAUCGCGCAGAUUUUAUUUUUAGUAAUCACCGCAUUCACCGCAUCGCACGCGUCUCGCAUUAAUAUUAAGGGGAUGCGAAAGUUGCGUUAAUGAAUUGCCCGUGACACUUAUCUCCGAAUUGGGUGUUCCCAAUUCUUACAAACUUUACCACGUGAAUGGUGGAGGCUGUUAGGAAGGUCCCUCCACCCAUGCGAUUUCAUUUUUUGUAGAAAAUUUUUAAUACUUCUAUUAAGAAAUUAAAAAGAAAUUUAACCACGGGUGGACGGACUUUCGCUAUGGCCUCCGUAUUCACGUUGUAAAGUCUGAAAUUAUAUUCAUAAACCCUUUUCAAGGCCACUAUCGCACCGCCUUAAUACGCAAACGCAUCGUCACCUGUUAAACCAUCGCGAAUACAUUUUUCUUUCCUAGUUUUAAUUUUCCAUACGAAAAUCACAAACCAUUUUCCACGGUGUGAGCUCUUAAAAAAGUUUGUAAAAAUCAUUGGGGAUGCUCUUCGAAUUAUUUUUCUUUUUUUUUCCCCUUCAAAAUAUGAAGUUAUCGAGGGAUAAGGAUUUCUUCGGGGAAAUGGAUUCGCGACUCUUGCAAGUGCAUUGUUCAUAAAUAUACACGAGGAGUUACCUGUAAAAGCAUCGAGAAUUCAUUUUUCUCAUAAUUCAACAUUUUCGCGUAAAGUAAUAUGAAAUAAAGAAAAAAGAUCUGCAAGACAGUUUUGCAAUUUCCCUAUCAAAGCUUUGCUCAUUAUCCAUGUGAAAGUGGUAAUUACUUCCGCGGUUGAAAAUUUUGCACAAUUAAUCAGGGACGGUUUUUUUUCUUUCCUUUGAUCGAAAUUGUAGAAAAAUGGAUUCGCGAGGCUUGCAUGGAAAACCGACUCACGGAAACCACGCAGUGAUAAAAUCAGUGAGCUAUCCUAAGUACCAUAAGUAACGGGCCUUAUUAGCGAGUAAGUUGAUAUAUUUCUCGGCGAGGUUUGAAGUAACUUCGAGAGAUUAAGAGAUAUCGAGACUAGGCUCAGGCCAUCGGCGCAAUUAGUAUUUAGCAAUCAAUUAGUUAGGCUACUGUCCUUUCCCUCUCUUUCUACUAUUUUCCCUCGCUCUCUCCUCUUUUACGACCUACCACGACGGGCGCAAUUUACUUUAAAAGCCUCAGAAAUCGAAUAUCAAGGUGAUACGAUAGUGGCGCCUAAAAGAUAACGUUUAUUCGGCUUUUCUUCCAACUGGGUCUCCCGAAAUAAUUGAAAUCUUCCCAAGUUAAUACGGAGGCCUUAAGGAAGGUUUCGACAUUUUGCAAAAAAUCACCAGGAUGCUUAAUCAAGAAUUUCUGAAAGAUAUAAUUCCACGGACGUCAGAACUUUUUUUACCGCAUCUAUGUUCGAUGUUGUAAAAGUUCAAACGAUUCGAUACAAAUAAUUUCGGGGAAAGUUUCAUUAACGAUUAACUAUUCGGACGCCACUUUCGUAGCGUCUUAAGGCCGCCAUUUUGUAUCAGACGAUCGGACGUCGCAACGUCUCGAGAUAGAAAUUUUCAUAAUAUUUCUGGAGGAGAAGUUUCCUUAAUAAAAGAAGAUAAAUCCUCGACAAGACCCGCGACCGAUCGAGGAGGGCGUCGCAAGGUUUCGGUGGUUCUUUUUCGUUAAAAAAAAAAAUGGUUGAUAAAUAAUUAUAUAGCUAAUUAAGCGCGCUCCUCGGUCGCCGGUUUCGAUCGUCUUAAUUAUAGAGAAAAACCUCGCUCGGCGCGAGUACCUUUUUUCUUUUCCUUCGUUUCCUUUUCUUUUUUUUUAAAGCCAGGCUUCCCCUCUUCUUUCAAUCUGGUUUCCUCUUCCUAAUUUCUUUUAAACUGUUCCAACGCCUUAAGGCUCGACAGUGCACAGAAAUACGUAAGAGAUUUCGUUUUACGAGGAAGCAAGUUCUUUUCGAUAAGCAAUAAAUCGUGAUAUUAUAUUUUGA